GACCAAGCAAACAUGGACCGACAUAAACUAUCAGAAUUGUCCAGGGACGACCUAAUAUCCAAGGUCGUUGAACUAGAAUCAAUCCUUAAUGACUUCCAGCAAUCUUCCAAGGAGUUAGAGCGAGCACUAGAGGAUGAAUUACAAGAAUUGGAAACCCGCAACAAUAAACUAAAACGAGACAUUACUGUCUUGCAAGACCAUCUAACCCAGGAGAAGCGCAAGAACAUAAAACUCAAUGCUGAGAUCAACGAUAUUCAGGAGAGCACUAGUGGGAAGAUCAAGAGCCUCGAGGAGGAAGUGAGGGGGUUACUGCAGAAGUUGGUGAGAAUUGAGAUUGUUAAUGAUUCGAUGGAGUCUAACGAUCGGAUAUUAUGCAAUAAAUACGAGAUUUCUCAGGAGUUUAGUAACGAGUUGUUGGAGAAAGUGGCUUUGCUUGAGGAUGAGUAUGAUCGAGAGAGGAAGUUGAAUCUUGAACGGCAGCUACACAUCACAAACUAUCAGAAUCAAAUUAACGACCUAAAAGUGGAGAUUAGGAAGUUGAAACAGGAGCAAAAAGACACUACAAAGACGAACAAGAGUGUACCUGAUGAACCAGGAGACGUUCUGAUUGUAAGCAUAAAGGAAAUGCUAAGGUCCAGCCCGCCACCGGGAAAGUAUGCCGAAGGAACCAUGAAGAAAUCAAGAUCGCUCAAGAAAUUAAGAAGUUUGACUUUGGAUAUUGAUCGAGCAUUGAAUAGAACUUUGAAUGAUAAACCAACCAGAUCGGUGUCGAUGUCUAAUCCUUCUACUAGUACCAAAGAAAGGAAAAUGAGAAUCAGUUCGAGCAAACGAUUUUCAGAUUUGCCGUCGAUCAAGGGGUCUCCUGUUGCCAAUAGAACUAUUAGUUUAGAGUCGAAACCCAAGCUGUCGAAACCAAGGUUGUUUUAAUACAUCUGCAUUUGCUCU
Messenger RNA from Spathaspora passalidarum NRRL Y-27907, 945 nucleotides. RefSeq lists its product as uncharacterized. The transcript has a single exon. Gene Ontology annotation, biological process: mitotic centrosome separation; microtubule nucleation; establishment of mitotic spindle orientation. Lineage: Eukaryota; Fungi; Ascomycota; Pichiomycetes; Serinales; Debaryomycetaceae. Gene Ontology annotation, molecular function: microtubule binding. Gene Ontology annotation, cellular component: kinesin complex; kinetochore; centrosome. The record is from RefSeq and is a predicted model, not a curated record. The annotation marks the transcript as partial.